AUGAAGCUGCGAAAGGAAGUGUAUGAGGGUGGAAAAAGAAAAGCUAAAUCUCAUGAUAGCCACUCCAACAACAACUUCAACAAAAAGCCGAACACGGGAUAUUCGGGAAAGGAUCAGAAGCAAAUUCCUCGAUGCAACAAAUGCGGAAGACAAGGCCACACGACGAAUGAAUGUCGUAGGGGAAGUGAUCAGUGUUAUCGAUGUGGUAAACCAGGUCAUCUGAUUAGAAAUUGUCCAAUUCCAGAUUGGCGAAGUGGGAAUGUCGUUAAUCGUGGUCAAAGAAACGGCCAGAACUCUGGCUAUGGUGGAAAUGCAGGCAACGCAAAUAAGAACCCUCCACGUGGACCCCCGAAGGCUGGAAGAGUCUUUAUGAUGCAGCGUGAUGAAGCAGAGGCAGAUGAUACUGUCAUUACUGGUACUUUUCCUGUCUACUCUGUACCUGCUUAUGUCCUUUUCGAUUCUGGAGCUUCCCAUUCGUUUAUAUCUGCCACAUUUUCUAGAAGAGUAGAAGAGACUCCAGCUGGUAAGCUGUAUGAACCAUCAGAGUAG
Beta vulgaris subsp. vulgaris (sugar beet) is the source of this 549-nucleotide messenger RNA. RefSeq lists its product as uncharacterized. The transcript has 2 exons. NCBI's taxonomy places the organism in Eukaryota, Viridiplantae, Streptophyta, Magnoliopsida, Caryophyllales, Amaranthaceae. Gene Ontology annotation, molecular function: zinc ion binding; nucleic acid binding. The record is from RefSeq and is a predicted model, not a curated record. Bases 1 to 549 code for a protein of 182 amino acids.